AUGGCACUUCUAGAGGCUGAGAAGAUGAGAUGGAGAGCAGUGUUGACACGUUUGACGGCGAUUGUGCAGUCUCUGGCAGUGAGAAAUUUGGCACUAAGGGGGCAUACAGAAACAUUGUACACACCAUCUAAUGGCAAUUUCCUCAAAGAGGUUGAACUGAUGGCAAAAUUUGACCCAAUUAUGAAAGAGCACCUUAACCGUGUCCAAAAAAGUACCUCUGGUGGUCACACCAGCUACCUCAGUCACCGCAUACAAAACGAACUAGUCGAUUUGUUGAGCAGCAAGAUAAUAUCAGAAAUGGUGAGUGACAUCAAGAAGGCAAAAUAUUUUUCCCUUAUUCUUGACUGCACGCCAGACAUCAGCCACACCGAACAGCUGUCAGUUGUAAUUCGUGUGGUAUCACUGACAGAACCCUGCAUAAAGGAACAUUUCAUGGGGUUUUUGGAGGCAGAGGAAUCAACAGGUCUGCAUUUGGCAUAUCUGAUUUUAAAGAAACUGGAGGAGUUUAAAGUUCCUUUUGAGGACUGCAGAGGACAGGCAUACGACAACGGGGCAAACAUGAUGGGGAAAAACAAGGCCUCCACUCAGAGAUGGGUCAUACUGAAAAAACACGUGGACAUCACUUUGAAGAUGUGGACUGACACAAGGUGGGAGAGUAAAGUGAAGAGUGUCGAGCCCCUGAGAUAUGAGGCAACUGCUGUGAGAGAGGCACUUAUUGAGGUGAUAGAUCACACUAAAGACCCCAUCAUCAAGGUUGAGGCCCAGUCCUUGUCAGAGGAGGUGGGAUCCUACCGCUUCAGCAUCUGUACAGUGGUGUGGUACGACAUCUUGAGCCAGACACACCAUGUGAGCAAGUUGAUGCAGUCUCCCAGCAUUCAAGUAGAUGUGGCAGUCAGUCUUCUCAAAAAGAUCGAGGAAGGUCUUCAGAGCUACAGGGCAAAAGGCUUUGUGACAGCACAAAUGUCAGCCAAAGCUAUUUGUGAAGAAAUGAAUGUUGAGUCUGUUCUGCAACAGAAGAGACUGAGGUCCACGAAGCAUCAUUUCUCCUAUGAGGCAUCUGAUGAGCCUCUGAGUGAUGCUUUGGAGAAGCUGGAGGUCACAUUUUUCAAUGUUGUUGUUGAUGCUGCAACUUCAGCCAUCCAGGAAAGAUUUUCCACAUUGGAGAAUGUGAGAGAGAAGUUUGGAGUGCUCUCUAAUUUCCAAAACCUCUCAGACAAUGAGCUGCAAAAAGAAUGUGAGACCCUGCAAACUACACUGCGCUUUAAGGGACACUCAGAUGUGGAUGGCAGAGAGCUUGUGCAGGAGCUGAAGAACUUGCCUGUCCUCCCAUCAAAGUCCAUGACUCUGCUUGAGCUGCUGACUUUCAUCCAUGAGAAAGAGCUCACAGAAAUCUACCCCAAUCUUUUGACUGCACUCAGAAUUGGUCUGACCCUUCCGGUGACAGUAGCUGAAGCAGAGAGGAGUUUUUCCAAGCUGAAGCUUAUAAAAACGUACUUGAGGUCCACUAUGUCACAGGAGCGUCUCGCUGGACUUGCCAUCAUCAGCAUCAAUCAUACAAUUGCACAACAAAUUUCGUAUGAUGAUGUAAUUGAUGAUUUUGCAUCAAAGAAGGCCAGAAAAGUCAAGUUUUAGA
Scatophagus argus is the source of this 1633-nucleotide messenger RNA. RefSeq lists its product as uncharacterized. The coding region runs from base 1 to 1632 and encodes 543 amino acids. The record is from RefSeq and is a predicted model, not a curated record. The transcript has 2 exons. Gene Ontology annotation, molecular function: protein dimerization activity. Lineage: Eukaryota; Metazoa; Chordata; Actinopteri; Scatophagidae.